Molecule: messenger RNA, 1160 nt
Organism: Orbicella faveolata
Lineage: Eukaryota; Metazoa; Cnidaria; Anthozoa; Scleractinia; Merulinidae
Product: coiled-coil domain-containing protein 170-like
Source: RefSeq, a predicted model, not a curated record
UCAUCCUCAAUGUAUCUGAUUGAAAUCUUUUUCCACAUUCAGAAGCUACCAGUGUAUAAAUUCCCAAUUCACUUCAGUCUGUAAUAUUUUUUUUAGUGUAGAGAAAAACUGAGCUUUUAAAGCAUUCUUGUGAUACAAUGAACACCACACUGUUGUUGAACUCUGAACGAACUAUACGAUAACUCCGAAAAAGAAAAACGCAGUCCUUCCCUACCCCUCCUCGGGUGAGUGUUCUCGAAGCGAGGCCUGUCUGGAUAAAGCGUCCCUGGAUGUUGCUACGCAACUCAGUACCAAGGACCUAAAUAUUACGCCCGCCAUUUUGGAAACCUUAUUUAUGAACUUGAGUGAGUAAAAAAGACGUGUAUUUUUUUUCUAGCAUACCGUAGGAUGUGAUGGCAUCUUUACACUCUGACAGAUCAGAUCAUUUUCCUAAAAUUCCAAAGCAAAGACUUGUAGAGGCAAAACCUGGUGCUCAGUUGACUUACCUCGAGGAUUCUGGAGUCGAUGUGCGCGAGCUAUGGAGAGAUCAUGGCAAUGAAAGACAGUUGUACAGAAAUUCUCCUCCUAUGAUUAUUGGACAGAGAAAAUCUGGUAGUCAGAAUAGUUCACGAACAAAUUCACCAGUACAGAGGCGACAUGAGGCUGAACCAGGUACCCUUGCCUGUCGCAGUCCUUCUAUUUCCUUGGAACUUGGCUCAUCUUUAGAUGAAAGUCAGCUGUUACGAGAUAAGAUCUCCAGACUUCAGCAGGAGAGAGAGCACCUUAGUUCACAGUUAUCACACUACAGACAAGCUGCAGAAACUGCACAAACAGACCUCGCAGCUGAAAAAGUGGUGUCAUCUGGAUUACAACAUGAGUUACGAGAUGCUCAGCAUAGAAUAUCAGAAAAAGAACAGCAAAUUAUUGAAUUCAAGUGUGAAAUUGAAAGCAACAAACAAAAUUCAGCACGGCAGACAGCCUUGGUACAGUCACUCCGUGACAGAAUACGAGAGGCAGAAGAUGAGGCUGUUGNAAAAAAAAAACGCCAGUUUAAAAAUUACCUUGACAUCGCUCCCCUGCGAACUCUUCUGGGCAUGUGCAUGUGUAUUUGUCAUAUGAACCAUCAUCCGUACAAGUACCUCCGUUUAAACAAGGAUCACUCAUGCAGGCGGUUACCUUAG